Molecule: messenger RNA, 1305 nt
Organism: Colletotrichum godetiae
Lineage: Eukaryota; Fungi; Ascomycota; Sordariomycetes; Glomerellales; Glomerellaceae
Product: pyridoxal-phosphate dependent enzyme
Exons: 3
Coding region: 160-1212 (350 amino acids)
Biological process (GO): L-threonine catabolic process; L-serine catabolic process
Molecular function (GO): L-serine ammonia-lyase activity; threonine deaminase activity; pyridoxal phosphate binding
Source: RefSeq, a predicted model, not a curated record
AACGAGUUUCUCAAACUAGUCACACUUCACAUUUCAUCUCACCAACAUCAUCACAACUGAACCUCAAAUUCUCAGAGCAAAAGGCCCAUCAAAAAGGGAACUUAUACCACAAAAGAAGCCUCCAUCACCAAGCCUCCUACCACUGCCAAAUCCGCCACAAUGGGUUCCCUCAGCUCAGACUCCAAGAAGCCAUGGAUCCAAACACCAUGCAUCGCAUCCGCGAGCCUGUCCCGCGCAGCAGGAUGCAACAUCUACCUCAAACUUGAAAACCUCCAACCCUCAGGCUCAUUCAAGUCCCGCGGCGUAGGCAACCUCAUGGUCCGCGCCGCCGCCUCCGCACCCCCCUCGCAAGAAUCCCACUUCUACUGCUCCUCAGGCGGCAACGCCGGCCUCGCCUGCGCGACCUCGGCCAUCGCCCUGAACCGCAAGGCCACCAUCGUCGUGCCCAUGACCACCUCCCCUCUCAUGAUCUCCAAGCUGCGCCUCCUCGGCGCCGACGUCCGCCAGAUCGGCGCCAACUGGGCCGAGGCGGACGCCCACCUCCGCGAGGUGAUGCUCGGCAACGACCCCGCAGGCGUGUACGUCCCGCCGUUUGAUCACCCGCACAUCUGGGACGGCGCGGCGACCAUUGCCGACGAGCUCGUCUCGCAGUUGGCGGCAGGAUCGUCGUCGCCGGGGAACGAGGUCGAGGUCAACGGAAUCGUGUGUUCCGUCGGCGGCGGCGGAUUACUAGCUGGUCUCGCGCAAGGCGUCUCGCAGAACCAGUGGCCAGGCGGCAGCGGUAGAGAGCCGCGGCUGAUGGCCGUGGAGACCGUCGGCGCGGACAGUCUCAACGCCAGCGUGCUUGCCGGCGAGCACGUUACGCUGCCGGGGAUCAAGUCCAUUGCGGGGUCUCUGGGCGCGGUGCGCGUUGCGGCGAGGGCGUGGGAGGUGGCGAGGGACACGCCCGGGUUCCAGAGCGUGACGGUCACUGAUGCGGAGGCGGCGCUGGCGUGUGUGCGGUUCGUGGAUGACGCGCAGCUGGUGGUUGAGGUUGCUUGUGGUGCGACUGUUGCGACGGCUUACAACGGUGCGCUCAGGAAGAAUUUUGGUGCGAGCAUGUCAGAUGAGGAGUGGGCGAGGCAGAACAUUGUCCUUAUUGUGUGCGGCGGCUCGAACGUCACUAUGGAGAUGCUGAACGGAUACCGUACAACAUACGGCGAUGCUUCAUGAAAUCGUCCUCCAAGAGGGGAAAGAAAUCUAAACUAAAUAAAAGGAGGGACCAGCUUUGGUAUACACCGGGAUAGACUCUGUCCGGAAGAUUCG